AAUAUUCCCUUGUUUCUUACACACCCCAGAAGAAACUUCUUUGUCUUUUACAACAGAAUUACCAUUCUUGGUUUGGUGGAUGCUCAGAAGUCAGAAACAACCAAAAACCAAGCUUGGAUUUGUCAGUGAUUCAGAAAAACAAUUAUGGAGGCUGAGAAUCUGUCAGUGACCGUUGGAUCAACCUGUUAUGGAGAACAAGAGGCCAAGAAGAAGAAAUUCAAGAAGUUGAGAUCAAUCAAGCUCUCCAAAUCACCAACCUUGAAACCAUCCACAAGAUCAAGACCAAAAUCCCGUUUCAGAAACAUUGUCGUUGACAUCUCCAGUGAAGCAGAAAACUCACCAUAUUCAUCUUCAUCAUCUCAAUUCUCAAGCCUUAACUUUGAUGCAAAAACAGAUAUUUCCAAGAAAUUAGCAAGACCUUUAACAAGACGGUCUAGUUUUAAGGGAGUGAAGAGUUUGACAAGAAUGUCUAGCAAGAGAUUGAGAAAGCCACUGAUGAGGAAAUUCUCUGGAGGAAAAGAGUUUGGUCAAAUGGAGUAUUCUAGAUCAACUAGGCUUGUGAAUUCUAAGUCAGACCCUGAUCAGUUUUCCGUCGUUUCGACCCCGAAUUCUUCCAAGUCCAAUGCUAGGAAGAUGCAGAUUCAGGCAAGUCCUGGCACUUCUGAAAAUGGUUUUAGUAGUAGUAGUGAUAGGACAAAAGGGAGAUCAGUUUUUUCAAAGCCAAACUCAACAACAUCUCCUGGUCAGAAAUCCGCAAGGACUUUGACAAGGAAAGCUAGUUUGAAGCCUUUGAGGACAUCAACUAAAUCCAAGAGAGGUUCCAUGAAAAUCCACUCCGAAAUCUCUCAGAUUUCUGACUCCGGCGUCGAAAGAGCGACAUGUUCUUCGACUCUUAAGGACUCGAAGUUCGCUGACUCGCUGCAGCUUCAUGAAGGAGGGAGUGAAUCAGAAGGGAUUUCUGCAUUGAAGGUUUGUCCAUUCAGUUAUUGCUCUCUUCAUGGACAUCGUCACGCCAGUGCGCCGCCUUUGAAGCGUUUGAUAUCGAUUAGAAGGCGUAUGAGGCAGGAAAAUCGACCUGUUCGUAGAGAGAGAUGUUUUGCUAAGGCUAAGAAAGGAAUUCAGAAAAAUCUUGUGGAAGAGCUUGAUAAGGACUUUUCCUUAGAGAUCAAUGCUGGACCAGAAACCGAGUCAAAUGGAUUCAGCAACUAUGAUGAAGAAGACGUGAAGUACAGCAAGCAUUUAAGUCUUUCCGAGACCCUGGUUGGUGAAAAACCAGAUUCUGAAUCAAAUGAUAAAGAGCAAGAUUCUGUUGCAUCAAAACAAGAAGAUGGAGACGCUGAUUCUGUUCUCAAUGGUUCCGAAUUAGCUGAUGAACUGGCAAGGACUAGCCCGGAUGAAUAUGUUGAAACAACAAGCAAUAUUGAGGCCUCUUUUGCAUCUCAAAACGAGCUAGGGAAUGGACAAGAAGUUAACAAUAAAGAACAGAAGGAAAAUUUGGAGCCAGAUCAUGCCUUCUUUCUGUUCCCUCCUCGAGAUUCGGAGCCUGGAAGUACCAACAAUGCAGCACAAAGAAUGCAGCUGAAGGAUCAGAAAUAUGUACGGAUGUGGCGGUUGAUGUACAAGCAUGCGGUAAAAGGAGUCGCUGGAGAAGUCGAAAACCAGCCCCCUCUUGAGGGAGUGGCCAAGACAGAACAAGUUGGAGAUGCCCAAAUCCUAGUUGAAUCAUCCCAGACUAUUCAAGGUUCAUCUGAAAUGGAUCAAGAUAUGCCAAUCAGAUCCUACCAGAAUGAUGCUGUUAAGCUGGUACAAGAAGCAUUUGAUCAAAUCCUUCUCCCCGAAAUUCAGGAACUCUCAUCUGACGAUCGAUCAAUUACAAGUGGCAUCAGUUCAGACCACGAAAUCUCUGCACAAGUUCAAGUUGACGACAAGGAAAGAACAGUUGGAGCUGAGAACACAGGCAGUUUGAAAGAAGAGAAAACAUCAUCAAAGGCAGGGGACAAACCAGACCAGAAAGCUUCUAAGAGCUGGAGUAAUCUGAAGAAGAUCAUUGUCUUCAAGAGAUUUGUCAAAGCACUGGAAAAGAUGAAGAAAAUUAAUAGAGGGAUGCCGAGGUUUCUACCUUUGCAGCCCGAGCCUGAAGCGGAAAAGGUUAAACUGAGGCGCCAAACAUCAGAAGAGCGAAAGAAUGCAGACGAAUGGAUGCUUGAUUUUGCACUUCAGAAGGUUAUUUCUAAACUUGACCCUGCUCAACAAAGAAAAGUAGCAAUGCUGGUAAAAGCUUUUGAAACAGUUCUUCCGCUGCCGGACCAUAAAUCAAGCCUAAAGCUGAAUGUAGAUCAAGUUAAAGCCUGCAAUAGUGUGCUAGUCCAGACUGGUGAGAAAACAGGUAAAGAAACUGAUGAAGGAAACUGUGCUGAAGUUUCGGUGGGGGAAACAUCACCUAACGCCAAAAGUGGAAAGGACUAUAUGGACCAAGUUAGUGACUUUGUCAAGGAAGAUCCAGAAGACGAAGUGGAGUUUCUGAAGAUCGAAGAAAGCAAAGUCAUUCUCCCGAGUGAUCAACCCGAUUCCUUAAGUACUUGUUUAGAUGAAAUAGUUCCUCACAGAUCAUUUGGUGAGCUGAAUGAUGAUGACACUAAGAGCACCUGUGAUGAAGUUUUGCAUAAUGGCAGUGCUCAAGAGGUCGAAAAGAAACUUGACAUGAGCAUGACUUUGGAACCUGGCAAUGCUGGUGAUGAAUUAUGUGAUACCAAGGAUAUAGGCAAUGCAGAUAGUGAACAACUUGAUACAUCAAGAAACCAGUCCCCAGUUGAUGAUGCAGAAUCAAUCACAGAAAAAGAUGCGCCUGAAUCCAAGCUCGCACAAGGAUCUCCUCCAAGUGAAGAAUCGGAGUCUGAUGUAACACAAGACGCUCAGUUCGAGAAACAAUCAUACAUCCGACUUUGGGGCUUUGUGUAUAAGCACAUGAUGACAGGUAUGAAUGCAAAAGAGGGAACAAAUUUACAAGAUGACGCGGACGGGGAAGCAGCGGACGACACCACGACGAUGUCAACAACAGACAUUCCUGAAAAGGAUGAGGAUACAAUGAAGAAAGAUGAAGCUGCAGAUGACCAAAAGGCUGCCCUCGGACGUUUCGAAGCUAUAAAGUUAAUAGAAAAGGCUAUUGAUGAAAUCCUACUUCCCGAGAAUCAGGAUAACUCAACUGGGGGUCACUUGAUACCAGAUGAAAAACGCCAAGGAAUUCAACUUGAAGGAGAACCAUUCAACUCAGAUUCCGCCAACUCUUCGAAUGAAAGCGACGGAGAGUCCAGCAAGAAAGAAGGAGAGGAUUGUAGAAAUCCGGAAUAUUCAACUGAUACAACCCUUCAAGAAGAACGAAAGAUUUCGGUUGACAAGCAAAUACCAAGGAGCUGGAGCAACCUGAAGAAAAUGAUUCUGCUUAAAAGAUUCAUCAAAGCAUUGGAGAGUGCGAGGAAAUUCAACCCCAGAGGCCCGAGAUUUUUGCCCUUGGAAGCUGACCCGGAAGCAGAAAAGGUCAACCUAAAGCAUCUGGCAAUGGAUGAGAAGAGAAGUGCUGAAGAAUGGAUGCUUGAUUAUGCACUUCAACAGGCAGUUACCCAACUAACUCCGGCGCGAAAAAGGAAAGUGAAGCUGCUUGUAGAGGCUUUUGAGACUGUCACUCCAACUAUUAGAAGCUGAACCUGAACAAAAAAAUGCAUCAGCUUUGAAUCAUGGAAAAACACAAAAAACCAACAACUUAAUGAUUAAGGUAAGACCAAAAAUUCUUUGAUAUAUUCCUUUUCUCUUUUUUCGAAAGAAAAGUUCCUUAUGCUCUAAGCCAUAAUUUAAAUAACAAAACUGGUUUAAUCUAAGUUCUCCAUAUUUGCUAAAUGUGUUGGUGUAAGGCAAGGAGAAGCGGCCAUGUGAUGAGAUCAUCAGGAUCACUUUUUAGCAGAUGUAUAAUAUAAAACCAGCAGCAAUGAGAUUCUUAAAUCUUAGGAGUGAUAAGUUUUGUUUUUUUCUCUGAUGUUUUCUGAACCUAUUAAAGCCAUCAGAUUGAUUGUGAAGAAAAUAAAGCAUACAUUUUUCUUUUAGUUGUAAAAGUU
Molecule: messenger RNA, 4106 nt
Organism: Morus notabilis
Lineage: Eukaryota; Viridiplantae; Streptophyta; Magnoliopsida; Rosales; Moraceae
Product: calmodulin binding protein PICBP
Exons: 2
Coding region: 145-3699 (1184 amino acids)
Molecular function (GO): calmodulin binding
Source: RefSeq, a predicted model, not a curated record